CGUAGCUUCCAUCAGCUUCAUCUAUAACAUGUUUAAUUAACAAAUAGUUUCAAUAAAUACAACAAAUAUUAGGUACACUUUCUUAGCAAACUCCCCAGAGAAAAAUACCAACUCAACUUGAUUUAGUCAGUUGAUUCUUACAUCAAUUCUUCGCUAAGAUCAUACAUACAAUACGUGCAUCCAACAAUGGCUCAGAAGUGUGUCCACAAAGGUUGUGGCAAGGAUUACACCGAUCCGGAUGAGACCUGUGUUUACCAUCCGGGUCCUCCAAUCUUUCACGAGGGUCAGAAAGGCUGGAAGUGUUGUAAACCAAGAGUCCUAACCUUUGACGAAUUCCUCGAGAUCCCGCCUUGCACGGAAGGAAAGCAUAGCACAACUGAUCUCCCCCCGGAGAUCGAGAAGAAGACUCCGGAGAACAUCGACGCGAAUUCGGCCCUAGCUUCAAAACUCACCGAGGCUGUAUCAGCAGUACCUACUCGCGCCCCUCUCACUCCUCAGCCUGCUCCUACUGCGCCCCCGCCGCCUCCCGAGUCCGAAGAUGACGAUCCAUCUCUCGACAUCCCCGACGGCAAGGUUUGCCGCCGGAAAGGCUGCAAUGUAGCUUACAAGAAGAGUCAAGGCAGAUCUGAUGAUGAGAAAUGUGUUCAUCACCCUGGCGCUCCCAUAUUCCACGAAGGCAGCAAGGGCUACAGCUGUUGCAAGAGGCGGGUGCUAGAGUUCGAUCAGUUCAUGAAAAUUGAGGGAUGUAAAACCUCGCCUAGACACUUAUUCAUCGGCUCUGGACAACAGAAGAACAAGUCCGGUGCGGCUAAUUCUUCCGUGUCCGCGAACGGUGAGGAGUUGCUUGAGACUGUGCGCCAUGACUUCUACCAGACGCCUUCGACGGCAAUAGCUUCUUUCUUCCUCAAGAAGAUUGACAAGGACAAAGCGUCGGUAAAAUUCGAGUCCCAAACAAUUGAACUUGACCUACCAACAAGUGAUGCGCAACCUAAGCGCUAUAAGACCAGCGUCCCAUUAUUCGGGCGCAUUGACCCAGAAAAGUCGACGUACAAGAUUCUCGGUACGAAGCUCGAAGUUAGCUUGUAUAAGGCGGAUGGCGUGAGCUGGCCGGUCCUGCGGAGCGACGAACGACUGACAGGCGAGAUCUUGCAGGUUGGACGGGCAGGACGCGUGUAGCCUAUCAUCCUGUCAUCAUAUCAUCCUAACAGAGUACUUGACUAUCUGGAAAUCUGCUUGUUUCGGUCAUAAAGAUCUAUGACCAUCAGCAUAGUAAUGACCAUUUUUAAGGGGAAGGAAAAAAAACGUCUACUCGAUCGGGACAUUCACAAGUGUCAGGCUAAUCCCUGCGCAGAUCAUAGCCACCCUCUUCACCCUCCCUUGUCGAACCGGGAAACCGUCAAUACCAAUCCCACAGUAGACGGCAUGAAGACAUUGAAUCAUCAAUUAUGUCAUACUCCUAUAUCAAAAAGACAAAUUUCAACGGUAAAUUCCAUCUUAACAGGCUCAUCCGUUCCACUUGCUCGAUAUGACGCGUAAACGCCAAGAGAGGUUUUAGGCUCAAGCCUUUUCGGAAAGUUUCUUUUAGACUGAAAGUUCGCUACGACAUGAAACAAGCUACUAAAGAGAUAUUCACUCUCGUCUUCGUUUAUUGGAGGGUCACGUGCUAAAAGACAGUCGCCGCUUUUAGCUACAUAGUAAUUCUUCUACAUAAACUACGAUCCGCGAGUCGAUCAUCUGAUAAGAGCUACAUAGGUAGUACACGAUCCAGGUAGCUUUAAAUAUCAAUUAACUAAAGACAAA
This is a messenger RNA of Daldinia vernicosa, 1800 nucleotides long. Its product is annotated as integrin beta-1-binding protein. The coding region runs from base 187 to 1176 and encodes 329 amino acids. NCBI's taxonomy places the organism in Eukaryota, Fungi, Ascomycota, Sordariomycetes, Xylariales, Hypoxylaceae. The transcript is spliced from 2 exons. The record is from RefSeq and is a predicted model, not a curated record.